This is a messenger RNA of Gavialis gangeticus (Gharial), 863 nucleotides long. RefSeq names its product family with sequence similarity 174 member A (gene FAM174A). The transcript has 3 exons. Lineage: Eukaryota; Metazoa; Chordata; Crocodylia; Gavialidae. The annotation marks the transcript as partial. The record is from RefSeq and is a predicted model, not a curated record.
GCCGUGUCGGCGCCGGCCCCGCAGACCCCGCCUAUGACGCAGCGCGCCCUGUCCGUGCUCGUGCUGGCCAGCGCCGCCCUCAUUGUCUACUUCGUCAUCCGGACCGUGCGGCUUAGGAGAAGAAACAGAAAGACUCGAAGAUAUGGAGUUCUGGACACUAACAUAGAAAACAUGGAGUUGACACCCUUAGAACAAGAUGACGACGAUGAUGAUACAACACUGUUUGAUGCCAAUCAUCCUCGAAGAUAAGUGUGUGCCUUUCAGAGAGAGAAUUUAAUCUUAGCUACAGAAGAAGAAUGUUACCUGGAAGGAAUAAGAAGCCAAUUUAUUUCCAGGGUUUGGGGGAGGGGUGGAGGGAGGAAGAGGUGGUGGUGAUGGGUAUUUAAACUGUGUAUUUUAUGACAUCCCUCGUUUGUUGCAAUAAAUACUGUAACAAUUUGUUGUACCUUUUUGUAUAUAUAGAAUACUCUAAAUUCAAAGCUUAUGGAAAGUGUGUGCACUAUUUGGAAACAGUUGCCUAUUACCCUUUUAAAACAGGGUAUUUUCUGCUUGUUUUAUUCCUUAUUUACCAUACUGAAGGUAUACCCUUUUCUACAGUAAUCUGGAAUAUGUUCAUUAAUUUUUUGCCAAUGUAAAAUUAAGUAAAUCAACAUCAAAUCAACACAUCAGUUCUCUAGUAGUGCUAAAAUUAGUGUUUUAUUUGGGAUGCUUUCUUCUUCAAAAGAAUAUGCCAAACUACUGCCAUGUGUGAUUUAUUUUUUUUUAAGAGUAUUUUUAACUAAAUGAAUGUGAGUUGUUGUAUGUAACCAUUAUUUAAAACUGUAUGGAAGUGUACAAAUAAAACAUUUUACAACAUUCCUACA